Molecule: messenger RNA, 2182 nt
Organism: Photinus pyralis (common eastern firefly)
Lineage: Eukaryota; Metazoa; Arthropoda; Insecta; Coleoptera; Lampyridae
Exons: 2
Coding region: 1000-1680 (226 amino acids)
Source: RefSeq, a predicted model, not a curated record
CAGACGCUGCAAAUGGUGUAGAAGUUCCAGUAGAUCCUGUAGAUCCUACAGAUCAUGUAGAUUUUGGUUGAAGUUGAAAUUGUAGCUGAAUUUGAAGAGUUACCAAAUGUUGUGGAUUCUGAGGUUUUCUGAAGAUUCUGUAGCUUUGUAAAUUUUGUGGUUUUAGUCGAUUCUGAAGAGCUCAGUGGAUGCUGUUAGUUCUGUUGGCUCUGCACAUUGCUGCGUUUCAAAGUUUUCGCAAACUCUACAAAUCUUGUAGUAACCCUAGAUCCAGUGGACCCUGCAUUUUGCGGAUGCUGUAAAAUGAUUCUGUAAAGCUCCCGCAAAUUUUACAAAGUUUAUAAAUCUCGCCGAUUCUUUAGAGCAUGUGAACUCAAAAGUCCUCCGUACAUUUAUUUGUUGCUUCGUGAAUUUCUUCAUUCUUCUGAUUCUGAUGGUUCCUCCAGGCGCUGCAAAUCAAAUUGUAGGUUUCCACAGGGUCUCAAAAAUCUUGUCGAACCUUGAAACCCUGUGGAUUCUGAAAACUUCUAAGGAUUCUGUAUUUUUUGUAAAAUUAUUUAAGUAUUCUGUAAACACUGUAGUUUCUGUAGGUUCUGUACGUUAGGUAGAGGCUGUUGAUUCUGUUGACCCUGUGCAUUCUUGCAUUCUUUUAAUUUUGAAGGUCCUGCAAAUCGUAUAUAGGUUUGUAGGCCUGAAUUCUGACGAUUUUGCUGACUAUUGAUUCUAUAGAUACUGUGGGUUAAAUCCACAAAGUUUGUCUACUCUUUUGAGCAACUAGCUUCUGAUUUUAUACUGCUGUGUCAAUGCCAUACAAAAGAACAAAAUGCUGCAGAAUUUAAGGCCACAACAGGUAAAUUUUAAAACAAAAUGUAGUUACUCUGUUUUCAAAAACACUUUUAAGAUUUUUAUUAUGCAAAUAACCACUCGGCUGGUCGAAAAAACUCAGAGUUUACUGGGUUUAUAAACACACGCGACAAAGAAGAUCGUCGAGCUAUCUCGAUGGGACCAACUUGUACGGGGCGAACGAUGAUCGAUAAUUUCUCUUCGACUUGUACCGUUGAUUGGCUAAUCGCCUUUUGUUUUUUUAGUGAGAAGCUCGACAUCGAAAAGAAUUCGACCGGUCCCGGCGGCAUACCGGCGGAUGCGAUAUACACGACAACGCCUAGGGGCGGACGGGGCCAUAACAGUCCGGAAGCGAUGAAGCCUACAACACACACAUUCAAAGGUAGAAGUAGUUUAGAAGAUCAUCCGAGGGAGGACGGUAUCUACUCGGGCCUAAACUCGAGGUCCCAAACGGUACCAAAAAACUACUUCGAAUCUGACGAUAUCGAACACUUUCGACAUGGUGACGGAAAAUAUCAUAGCUAUCACAAAUAUCAUUCAAUUCGAAAACCGACCGAUAUUGAUGACGGGGGGAACAACGUGCCAGAUUUUAGCACAAUGGCGGCCAGAACUUACAGGUCGUCGCUGCCGACUGAUAGUAGAUACGAUCGCCGAUCGUCUUUGCAGAACAGUAAAAAGUAUUGUAAAAAUAAACCGAGACCGAAACCCUUACAGGUUGGCGAGCACGAACAGUACUAUAAUCACAUUUUUCCGACUAAUCCAAAAGUUGCCAAUAGAAAUUCACGUAGUACCGACCUGUACUUCCAGCCUAGCACCUUAGAACGUGCCGAACUGUAAAUACUCACUCAGUUUACGUUCCCCUACCCCCUUCUUAAAAUACAGAUGUGUAUAUAUUACUGUUAUUUUGACGUCUUAAUCGGCCGAAACUUUAAGUACUUAACCAAUUUAUUAAUAAUCAGCGGUGGGGGUCUCGAACGUGACCCCUUUUUUUGUAGCGCUCAAGCCACCCCCGCCGCUGUUUUAUACCAAAUAUUAGCGUCUAGCUUAUAGAUUAUACAUUAUAAAAGAUGAACGAUAGUAAAUCUAUUAGAAUAUUAUUAAUUAAAUAAUUUAUAAUUGAAUGUGAUGUUACAAUAAGAAAAAAUCAAAUGUACUUUAAAUUCAUUACGUGCUUUAAAUGUAAAGAGGAAAAGGACUUUUUAUGUAAUGUUACUCAAAAUACUAUCAUUAUUAUUACUAUUAUUAUUAAUCGUUUCUUUAUGAUAUGAAAAUGCGACUAUUUAAUGUUUGUGACGAAGACGAAUUAAUAAUUAUUAACGACGUUUGUUUUUUGGAAUAU